AUCGGUCGUAUUGAACAUGGCUUUGAUGUCAGACCUGAUCUCUGUGCUGUUGAGAAUCCAGUAAAUCCAAGGUCAGUUCACUCCUACAUCGUAACUUUCCAUCCUUUGUUAAUCAAUAACUUAUGGCUGGACUUCUGCAAUCACCAAGUGAUUGCAAGACAUGGGAAUAGUCAGACAUAAUAUUUAUUCUUUGUUGUCUCCGUUCAUGUUUUAGUUAAUUUAUUGUCGUAGUGAAUAUAAAACCUUUAUUGUAACUCGACCAAUAUGCAAUCAUGCCUCCCUUUGGAGAGUAAGGUGCAAAAAAAGCUAUACCACACUAUAAUAUACUACACUACACUAAACUACACUAAUUCUGCUUAGGAACAUCAAGAACAUCAUUCUUUUCGUUUUGUUCUAUUUAAUAAUCGCCCAGCCUCCAAAAAGCGCCUCCUCUCAAGGUCCAAAAAUAUAAUAAGGGGUGCUUAAUCGAGUCAAUACGGUAUGUGCUCAAAUCCUUGUUUGUCUUCUUUCGACUUCUUUUCUGUCUUCACCAUUCUUUCGUCACUAUCUUUGACCAUCUGUAAGGUGGAUACCUCUUUUUAAGAAGGACACAUCUCUACCAUUCUUCAGCCAUUUUCUCUGACUCUUGGGUGGUUAUCCCUCAAAAAGGACACCUAGAGUUGGUCCCUUUUGUUCCUCAGUCACUGUCUAUAAGAUGGCUAUUUCUUUAAGCAGGACUCGUGGAGCUGUUCAGCCAUUUUUCGUGGCUCUCUGUUAUCGGUCGUUUCGUUACAAGUUUAUUCAGUCAAGUUGUAAAUAGUUUAACGUACUUGGCUUAAAAAAAAAUGAAGAAUAUUCACCCAGUCUGUUUUUCUUGUUCUCGCGCAAACUAUUUAAAGUGAUCAAAAUUUGUGUGCAGUUUCACUGCUUAAGUUCGUAUGGAAACGACCGGUUACCCGCUCUUGAAGGUAUAAACGCCUAUCUAAGACGGUGACCGGUCAUUUCGCCUACGACUCGUUUCGCUAACGUCCCUAUCGUUAACGUCUUCAGUCGUUUCGCUUAAGGAAGUAAACGAGCACUUCUCAUUCAUAUACCUCGUUCUUUCAGCCAGUACACACAUGUACAGGUUGUUCCGUAGCCACUGAUCAGGCGAGAGCAGUUAGGGAACUGACCUAACAAGUUUGCAAAACGACCUUAACGAAGAGGACGUUAUCGAAACGACUCAUGACGCCGAACUUUUUAAGAGCCGAACCUAAUACACCCGGGGGGCGGGGGCGGUACUGCAAUAUAUGGGCUAUAUAGGUAUGUGCCGCUGUGAAGGGUAUGGUUUUCAAGCAGUUUACUUUAGCAUAGGGUAUAUAAAUCAGAGCGUUUGGGUCUAGAAUAGGGUAUCAUUUUUCAGGAAACUGAUCAGCUGGUUGAAGAUUUUAUCUAGACUAGGGAAACAGCUACUCUAGGAUAGGGGGGAUUUGGGGAGUUUACUCUAGUAUAGGGUAGCAAAAUUCAGCUGAACUAGCUCUGGUAUAGGUUAAGGGUUUCAGGGUCCCAGCGGCACAUCCCCACCUAGAAAUUCCUCAAGUACCCCCCCGGGCUAAUACAUUGAAUAAAGUACAUGAAAGUUUGGCGUCAUGAAAGAAUUAGGAACGCCUGUUUCAAUUUGGAACGGCUCAGCCGUUCUUUUCGCCUACCCCGGCCGGGAAUUUCGCCUUUGGUCGCGACUUUGGAACGGCUUUGAUUCAGACGCAUAAAUUAUUAUAACGUAUUUUUUAAGCAGUUUGACUGAAAUGAGUACUUCUAGCCUCUGAAUCAAAUGAGCUGGUCUAAAUAAUUUGGGUCGACCUUAAUUCGCGUUAGGUUCGGCUCAUGAAAAGUUCGGCGUCUGAACCGGGCCUAAGACCGCCCCUUUUGUCGCAUCCAACAGUCUCUGUGCGUGUUUGCUGUGUACUGUAGCAGUGUUUAAUUGAUUUUGUUAGAUGUAUUCUUUAUAAUCUCACAAUACUUUCUAGACUACAAACAGAACCUUAAAAUAAUGAAUCAUUCGUUAUAAUAUUGAAUGUUGCAGAAAGUACAUUGGUCAAAUUUACACAGAUAGUCUUGUCCAUGAUGAAAAAGCUCUUAAAUUACUGGUUGACACUAUUGGUCAGGUAAAGAGUUCAGUGACUUGUUGGUUAUGAUCUAUUUCAGAAACAAACAGUGAAUUUUAUGCGAGCAAAAAUUAACAAGACCUGUCCUUAAAAUGGGUUAUGUCACGCUAUUGCUAUCGUUUCAGUUUGUCGUUUGUCUUUGCAUCAAUUGAAUUCUAAAAAUAACGGUCCACGUUUGUUUUUUCAGACUAUAUUCUGUUUCCCUGUCGACUGUUUCUACGAACGGCAAGGAUGUAUGUGGAUUGAAACUUAGUUUUGAUGCCAUGCCAGCAAAAAUCACUAGAAAAGUAUUCUCGUUAGUGCUCCCUGAUGAAAUUUGUUUGAUUUAUAUUUUCUUCAUCACUCUAAAGGAGCAUUUUGUGUAUGAGCAAAAGCAUUAAGUAAUAAGGUCAGCUCAGAAUUGACCUAAAAUGGCUUAGCCCCCUUAAUAAACAGACAAAAUGUGUCAUAUCAUGGGAUGUAGAAUGACUUAACCCUAUAAGUCAUAAGAGUGACCAACAUGAACUUUCUCCUAACAAUAUCAGCACUAUCAAGGGAAAUGGUUAUGACAGUUGAUAAAAUGAUCAGUUUGGAGAAUUUGUAUGUAGAUAUUGGGGCUUAAAGGUUAAUUCUCAUCGUAACAAAGAUGCGACUUGCUAUUUAAGACAGUUAUGGCUUAUUUGCUUGUAUAUGUAUAACUGCUACAGUUCGCGUUUCGUUUUUACCGUUAUUUAAUGGCACUAUAACUGAUAUAUCUAAUCCAUUUAUCAAUUAAGAGUCUUUUAAAAUGUACGGAAACUGGAUAAGCAGCAGUAACAAUUUUGUUUCGAAUCAUCGAAUCUUUCGUUGUGAAAACGUCGUGAAACAAACGAUGUGCUUAAUUACCUGUAACGCUGUGGUGAGAAUUUCUCAUCGUAUGGUAAAUUUUUCAGACUUCCUACAUCUCAAUUUCCACCCCGACAGUGAUUUAGUUUUUCUUUUGCGUAGGUUCAGUUUACUGACAAGCUGAAGUUUUAGUAAGCCAUGAUAAGAUUGUGAUUUGUUGUGUUGAUCAAGUAACGAGCCUGAGUCCCCAUUAAAGUUGUGUCUUCAACAAUUUUCGUUUGUGUGCGAAGCGCACUUGUCCAUGGACAGACAUAACACUGAGACAAAUAAAUAAAUAAACCUUCAAGUUCCCAAUUUUCUCAUUGCAGCAAGCGUGAGCUCAAUAUCUUGCAAGUGUAUUUUGUUUUUUUGCAGGAGAAUGUUAUUUUAGGCAGUGACUACCCGUUUUCUCUCGGAGAACAUCAUCCAGGAAAACUCAUCGAGGAUGUGUACAAAGACGACCUGGAACUUAGGGUAAAAGAACAAUCACAUUCAGUUUCACGGUUUUUUUUUUUUUUUUUUUUUUGCCAUUGGUAAAACGCCGUCGUCGUCGUUGCUUUAACUCCUUAUUGUUGUGAUCCAGAAAUUUUGCUACCAUGGUAACAUGACGUCACAUUUCUCCUCUCUUUUAACAUUGGUAUCGCUUGAUUACAGUGGAACCUCGAUUACGGUUUGGUUAUAUCGAGGUUCUUUUCCAUACAUUAUACUGUAACUGGGGCAGAAAAUAUCGUUUGUUAUACCGAGGACUUCGUUAUAUCGGGGUUCCCCUGUACGAAAGAGAAAUAUGCCUCACCCCUCUCCCCAGGUUUUGACUUUUGUCCCAAUUCGCUCAUUCCCAUCCCUUUGAAUCCUGCAUAAUCUCCACCCCCACCCCCUCCCGCCCCCGCCAAUUCUCUCUACAAGAGGUUUAGUCCUACCCUGCUUUAGUAGGUUCUACAUGUACUUGGCAAUUCAACAGUUAUUCAACAAUUAUUAGUGGAGUUAAUUCCCUGUUAUUUUGGAAAAUAGGUUGUGUAACUGCUAGCGGAGUGCAUUUGCCCAUCAUCAAAUCUCCCGUUCAUCAUUCGAUUGGCAGUCCCCUAUUUUUCCGUAAGAUCGUCGGGCGUUACGGGCGGCCAUCUUGGAUAGGUAAAGCCCGACUCCCGCUCCUUUGGUUAAAAACCAAGAUAACCGUCCGUUCCAUUAAGCUAGCGCUCUAUCCUGUCGAUCUUACGAAGAAAUAGGGGACUUUGAAUAGUCUAACUUCAGAUAAAAACCUUUUAAUUAAAAAUUCAUCUCUUGUUGUAGGAUAAAUUGUUAGGCGGAAAUGCUCUAAGAUUUCUUGGAUUAAAAAGGUCGCAGUUUGAC
Messenger RNA from Porites lobata, 4313 nucleotides. The record is from the annotation of a GenBank genome assembly. Lineage: Eukaryota; Metazoa; Cnidaria; Anthozoa; Scleractinia; Poritidae.